Molecule: messenger RNA, 441 nt
Organism: Lathyrus oleraceus (garden pea)
Lineage: Eukaryota; Viridiplantae; Streptophyta; Magnoliopsida; Fabales; Fabaceae
Exons: 1
Coding region: 1-441 (146 amino acids)
Source: RefSeq, a predicted model, not a curated record
AUGGAUCAAGAAACAAUCACUAUUGAUACUAGUUAUAGCGCAUUCGUUCAAAGGACUUUACCGCAAAAAGAAAGCGAUCCUAGAAGGGUUACAUUACCGAUUACAAUAGGAAAUGUCUACAUUGGAAAAUGUUUGAUUGAUUUGGGCUCUAGUAUCAAAUUUAGUCUGUUAUUCGUUGUGAAGAGGUUAGGAAGAAUUGAGUUGAAAACAACAAGGAUGACAUUGCAAUUGGCCAACAAGUCUAUAACUCGUCCUCAUGGAGUCGCGGAAGAUGUGUUAGUAAAAAUGGAUAAAUUCUUGUUCCCGGUUGACUUUGUUGUUAUUGACAUGGAGGAAGACGAUGAUGCACCAUUGAUUCUUGGUCGACCUUUCACGAAGACUGCUAGAAUGAUGAUUGACAUCGAUUAUGGUCUAAUGAAGGUGGGAGUUCAAGAUGAAUAG